Molecule: messenger RNA, 4759 nt
Organism: Limulus polyphemus (Atlantic horseshoe crab)
Lineage: Eukaryota; Metazoa; Arthropoda; Merostomata; Xiphosura; Limulidae
Product: katanin p80 WD40 repeat-containing subunit B1-like
Exons: 19
Coding region: 487-2892 (801 amino acids)
Biological process (GO): microtubule severing; microtubule depolymerization
Cellular component (GO): katanin complex
Molecular function (GO): microtubule binding
Source: RefSeq, a predicted model, not a curated record
UAAAAUCGUGUGGGCUAGUUGUAUCCUCCCUGACAAGCCCAGUUUCAACUUUGAAGCAUGACAGCUGUUAGGUGGUUGAUGUUGAAUUGUCGACGAUUCCGUCUGUCGUUGUACUUGAGUAUUUGAGGAAUCAUAUAGAGCCGUGUAGUCUUAAGUCUGUCGUAGUUUAUCGAAUAGCCAACAAAAAAUAUUUUAACUAAUGUUUGAAGCAGAAGUAUGAUAUUUUUUUUUAAAAAGAAAUAUACUUUUAUUUGAGGAGGAGUAAAACGGAAUUUUGUGUGUGGAUUGUUAUGUUCGCUAUACUUCACACUGUCUCAACCAUGGAAUAUCGUGUUGAAUAGCUAAUUUUACAGUUAAUGACCUAGGUUGGUGAGGAGAGCCAUCGAAAGACUAUUUGAGAAACACUCGGUUUCGGUUGUUGAGGCUCACGUGGUAAUAAGAUAACGUUGUACACUCAAUUACGUAUUUUACCCCUUGUGCCCAGUGAUGCAUCGUGUUAAAGGGCCGUCCGCCUUGUUUGGGGUUGAACGAAAACCCAAGCCUCAAGAACAAAAACGAUUAAUUCAAUCAAACUAUUCUGUGAGAUGGGAGGAAUUCGUGGCACACGGGUCCAAUGUCAGCUGUUUAGCUCUUGGAAAGAAAUCUGGCCGGGUCAUUGUCACUGGGGGCGAAGACAAAAAGGUCAAUCUAUGGGCAGUAGGAAAACCAAAUUGUAUAAUGAGCCUUACUGGUCACAUAACAGCAGUAGAAUGUGUCAAGUUUAAUCAUUCAGAAGAUGUGGUUUGUGCUGGCUCGGUGUCUGGAGCACUGAAGGUUUGGGAUUUGGAAGCAGCAAAAAUUCUUAGAACAUUGACUGGACACAAAUCAAGUGUAAAAUGUUUGGACUUCCAUCCUUAUGGUGACUUUAUUGCAUUUGGCUCUUUAGACACCAACAUAAAGCUAUGGGACAUAAGAAGAAAAGGUUGUAUCUACACAUAUAAGGGACACAGUAAGCCAGUUAAUAACUUAAAGUUUAGUCCUGAUGGAAGAUGGAUUGCAUCUGCUGGAGAUGAUGGAACAGUUAAGUUGUGGGACCUACCUUCUGGUAAAAUGUUAACAGAAUUCAGGGGACACACAGGACCUGUCACUGAUGUAGAGUUCCAUCCCAAUGAGUUUCUUUUAGCUAGUGGAAGCACAGAUAGAUCAGUUAGGUUUUGGGAUUUGGAGAAUUUCCAACAAGUUUCAUCAAGUGAUGGAGACUGUGGUCCAAUUAGUUGUAUAUACUUCAGUCCUGAUGGAGAAUGUGUUUUUGGUGGAUCUCAAGAUGUGUUGAAAGUGUAUGGCUGGGAACCAUUUCGUACUUUUGACACCCUGGUGAUGGGAUGGGGAAGAGUUGCAGAUAUUUCAGUAUCUCAGAAUCAGCUGAUUGCAGGAGCUUUUUCCUUUACAAAUGUGUGUGUCUAUGUAGUAGAUUUGAAAAGGGUACAGCCAUUUGGAGCUCCUCCAGUUAGUCCAACUAAAUCUUGUGCACCAUAUACUACUACUACUUCACCUGGCAACCACAUUAGAAAGAGCUUCAUUAAAGGGCAAACAGCAGGUGAUCAGACUUUGUCACUGCAGGUACUGACAGGUGAAGACUCGGAUAACCUUAUUUCCCAGUCUGACUCUGGUGAUGAUCCUCAGUCCUGUGCUGACAUAAAGGAACAUAGCUACUACAACGAAAUUUUUCAUCCAGCUAGGGAGAUAUGUCGAACUCCUCCCAAAACAAAACCUUUUCCAGCUCCACCAGAAGAUCUUCUUAGUAACAGUAGCUCACAAUUUGGAAUAAUCAAACCUUCAGAGAAGGCUACACCUACUCUUUUCACAGCACUGCCAGAGAAUUCUUUCAAUCCUAUUGUAGAAAGGUGUGAAAAAAUAUCAUCUUCUUCCACUUUGGUUAAUAACACUUUGUCUUCUCCUGGUCUCAAUACAUCGUACACCAAAAUUAUGGACUUUAACUCUCUAAAGUGUAGCCCUCUGCAGCAUUCUGUAGAUACACCAUUAACAAAUCAUGUUCAACCAUUGAAAAAACCCAUGAACAUAGUUAGCAAAACCAUGUGGAAUUCAGAACCCUCCUCUGUGUCCAUAGUCAGACCUGUGCCUAUAGUACCUGAGAAAGAUGUCCAACUACGAAAGUCGGUAGCCUUUCCUGAGCAGACGUAUGGAACAACUCCUGGCUUUUCAGAUUUUAACACUCUAUUCCCAGACAAUCAACCACACAGAGGUCCAGGAAAUUAUGUAGAAUUUGUACCAGAUCAACGGGACCAUCCAGUAGGACUAGAGUUAGAAGAUUUCCUACCUAGACAUUUACAGAAUAGUCUUCGAAUUGGAAGUCAACCUCAGCCAGAAAUGUCAGAGGCAGAAGCCAUGUCUUCUAUCUUCAAGGGCCACCAGUCAAUGAUCACAGUUUUCCAACAUCGACGCAAAAAUCUUCAGAUUGUUUUAGCUCAGUGGACUACAAAGGAACCACAGACUGCGUUAGAUGCUGCAAUCAACAUGAAUGAUAUGGCUCUUAUAGUGGACAUGCUGAACAUCAUCUGUUUAAGGGCGCAACUCUGGAGUCUGGAUAUUUGUCAGCUACUGCUGCCUACUAUUUUUGAGUUGUUACAGAGUAAAUUUGAAUCGUAUAUGUCAGUGGGAUGCAACAGUUUAAAGCUGAUCCUGAAAAAUUUUGCAACUGUGAUAAAAACCAAUAUUACAGCACCACCUGGUAUAGGAGUCGACAUUACUCGUGAAGAAAGAUACAACAAAUGUGUCAGUUGCUACAAUCAUCUUCUGUCCAUCCGAUCAUUCUUAUUGAAACGACAAACUAUGCAAGGUAAACUGGGACACUCUUUCAGAGAACUCCACCUGUUGAUGCAAAGCCUGGAAUGAAAUCGCCUUUAGUGAACAUUAUAAGUACUUAUAAAGAAGAAAAAUAAAUUGGGAACAACACAAGCCAGUACUAACAGGAUGUGAAGUGAUUGUGUUAAAACUUCUUAUAGAUGUCACUAACAUUUUAGAGAACUAUACAAUGGGUAAUGAUCACACUAGUGUGAAAAAUAACAGAUUUGUAGAUAUUUAUAAUACUUUAAUGUUUUGCCAAUUAUCUGUCUCAAAUUAGGUGUGAUAUUUGUAAAAUCCGCACUCUGUGAACAGAUUAUCUUCUGUCAGAAGAAUCCACCAUCAUGUUCACUAUUUUCAUUUAUUAGUCUCCAUGAGACAAUAAUAUACAAGUUCUUGAAAAACUUUUUAAAGAGUCCCAGUAUAAAAUUGUAACUAGAGAUUUCACUUUCUCAUUUUUCGGUUGUUGUAUUGUAACAAAAACUAUACAACCAACAAUAUGUACAAUAUUCUGUUAUUUGCCAACUUCCGCUAUACACAAAAAUGGAGCAUCUUACAAUUUUUGUUCCUUUGAACACUUUCACCAGCAAAAAGUUAGAAGUUAUUAAUUCUGUGUUUAGCUUUAGCCUUAUUUAUCUUUAAAAAGUUUAGUGAUUCACAAAACUUAUUAAUCAUUUUAAGUUAAUACAUUCGUUGUGUGUUGAAAGAUAUGUAUGACUGUAUUAUUUGUUUUAAAAGAUUUAGAAUCAGUCACAAGGAACAAUGUUUGAUAUUGUUUGUUUUAUGAAGACAUAUGUUUAGAGACCUACAGACUCAUUCCCUACACUUUAGUUUGUGUUGUUUAUGAAGAAUGUUAACCGUGUACAAAGUAAUUGGCAUAUACAGUAACUAAGUAUUUAUCUUCAGCAGAAGAUGAUUUAUGUAUUAUGCAACAAAAAAAUUCAAUGAACAGAAUUAUCCAAUGUAGUUUAUUUUUUAGAAUUUGGGUAUGAGUAUUUGAAAUUCUGUCAUAUCCUUGUCUCAUUUGAUUUAAUGACAUUCAAACAAAAAUGUGAAAAUAGUUGAUAUGAUUGUUAUAAUUGCUAAAUAUUGAUAUUGCAUAUAAAGCAGGGAAUUGUGAUAAAGCAGGAAAAAAUUAAACAUGAGUUUAACUUGGGAAAACUACAGCCUCUUACGUCUUGUAACACAAGGAAAAAGGAAGUUUAAAAAAUGAUAAAAACUUUGUUGUUGUUUUUUUCUUAUUGUUCUUACCAUCAACUAGGCUGAUUAUUAUGACCCAUAUAAUUCUUAUAAAAGUAUGCUAGUCAAGAAAAAAAACUAGUUAAGUUAAAGAAAUACAAAACAGUUGAAAUUUAUUUAAAUUUAUGUCAAACAUAAAGGCAUCAUAAAAUAUAUUAAAAGAAAAUGUACCUUGUUAAUGAGAAGUCAUAUGAUGUGCCCAAUAUAUUAAAUGUUGAAUUAUGUUUGUAAGAACUUUAUUAUCAUAAGCAGGUGUUGGAGUUUUGACUUUAAUGAACUAUUCCAGCCUGUUUCUAGAAUGGGAUGACAUUUUGGCUUCUAUACCAAGGCUUUCUUCAGGUCAAUAUACUGGCCAUUAAAGAGCCUACUAGAAGCUGUUCUUGACAGGACUAACUAUUCAACAAGAACUUAAAAGUGUGCACAGCAAGUUGUUCUUGACAGAAAUGACCACUUAAUAGUAAUCAACAGGAGCUAUAAGAAGAGUAGUAUAAAUUAUUGGCAGGUCUAUGUAUUGAACAGAAAUCUAUAGAAGUUGGCCAGAGUAUACUAUAAUCCGCUUUCAGAGGAAUUAGCUGUUGAAUAAAAGCAUGCAGGAACUACAGGGAUUAUUCUUUCAAAAAUCAAAAUAUUAUAGUACCUUGGAGUAAAUGUACAUAUUACUGUUUGUUACAAAGCUCAA